Messenger RNA from Heterobasidion irregulare TC 32-1, 1398 nucleotides. RefSeq lists its product as uncharacterized. NCBI's taxonomy places the organism in Eukaryota, Fungi, Basidiomycota, Agaricomycetes, Russulales, Bondarzewiaceae. Gene Ontology annotation, molecular function: guanine deaminase activity; zinc ion binding. Gene Ontology annotation, cellular component: cytosol. The transcript is spliced from 6 exons. Gene Ontology annotation, biological process: guanine metabolic process. The coding region runs from base 1 to 1398 and encodes 465 amino acids. The record is from RefSeq and is a predicted model, not a curated record.
AUGCUCCUCCGAGGCGACUUCGUGCACUUCCCAAAGCUGGACAGCAUGGAGAUAUUCCAUGACCACUUGCUAGGCAAGACCUCGACAAACUCCUCUGGCUACAUCUACUACUUCUAUUCCGCUCGCACCAACCAAUCCCAGGCUCUCUUGGACGACACAUACGAGCCCGUCAUCACUGUACCUCAGGGCAGCUUCUUUGUCCCGACCUUCUGCGACCUCCACCUCCAUGCGCCGCAGUUCCUUUAUCAGGGCACGGGGCUCCAUCUGCCGCUCAUGAAAUGGCUCGACGAGUAUGCUUUCAAGGCAGAGGAGCGCAUCGAUGGGGAGCCUGAGCUUGCGCGGCGCGUGUACAAGCGCCUUGCCGAGCGCCUCGUGCAGAACGGGACGGGUGCCGUCCUGCUUUUCGGCACGAUCAAGGAGGAGACAAACAUCAUUCUUGCCGAAGCCAUGCAAAACGCAGGCCUGCGCGGUCUCGUCGGCAAGCUCUCCAUGGACAUAUCAACCCGUCCCACCUACACAGAGCACACCUCUGCCGAGGCCAUCGUCGCCGCAUCCUCGUUUCUCGACCGCAUGGCUGCACUGACUGCCGACCUCCCCCCACACAUGCGCCUCGUCGAACCCGUGCUCACGCCCCGCUUCGUGCCGACGUGCUCCGACGCGCUACUACACGGGCUCGGCGAGCUCGCCGCGCGCACCGGCGUCCGCGUGCAGAGCCACCUCGCAGAGGCGCGCGACGAAGUCGACUGGGUCCGCUCCGAGCGCGGCGUCGACGACAUCGACGUGUUCGACAAAGCCAAGCUGCUCGGCGAGCGCACGAUCCAGGCGCACUGCACGUUCCUCUCCCCGACCGACCUCGCGCGCCUCUCCGCGCGUGGCACCGCGCUUGCGCACUGCCCGCUUUCCAACGCGUAUUUCUCCGCGCAGCCGCUGCGCCUGCGGGAGGCGCUGCGUCGUGGCGUGCGCGUCGGGCUCGGAUCCGACGUCGCAGGUGGGUACAGCGCGGACGUGAUGUCCGCGAUGCGGUGGGCGGUGGGCGUGUCGCGCAUGCGGGAGGGUGUGAGGACGGAGCAGAUGCGUGCAAAGGGGCAGCAAGGAGAGGAGGUGGAUGAGGAGGUGAAGGUCGAUUGGAGGGAGGCGAUGUAUAUGGCUACAAGGGGAGGCGCGGAGGCGCUGGGUCUUGACUGCGGCGUGUUCAAGGUCGGCGCGCCAUUUGAUGCGCAGUGCAUCCAUCUGUUUGAUCCGCUCGCAGGGCGCGGCGUCGGCGCGCUGGAUUUCUUCGACAUCGAGGCGGGCGGCGCGCGGGAGCUGUCGGGGGAGAUGGUGGAGAAGUGGUGGUGUCUCGGGGACACGCGGAACCGAGUCGGGGUGUGGGUGCAAGGGCGGAAGAUAGGGCCUUGA